UUACCCUCUUCUUUUGAUUCCAUUUCUUCGAAUAUCCGUCCUUUUUAUUUCCUGCAUACAUCUGAUAUUAUAAUUUGGGCACCGUCACCCCUUUCCUUAACGUCCUCGGGUCAUUUUAAUAAUGCAGUUCGACUUCACGCCGGCAGAGCACAGGCGCGUGGAGAUUGCAAAGGCGAUCGGUAUCCACAUGGACCCCAUCGGGCACAAGGAUCUGGCAAUGAUUAUAUCCAUCAGCAUCAUCUACGCGUUCAACCUGAGCUGGACUGCAUUUAUGAUUAAGAACCGAAACUACCCGCCGAUCAAGUCAAAGUAUCCGAAGCUGAUGGGCAUCAUCAUGGUCAGUCUUGCCAUCUGGUUUAUCGGCGACCUGGUGCUUAACCAACACGUCCACGUACGGGGCCCGGUUCUCAGUAACUGUAUUUGGAUGAUAAUCUGGGUUCGCACCUGCUUCGGGUGCUACGCUGUCAGUGCCACCAUCGCCUUGCGAAGCUAUGCACUAUAUUGCAUCUUCCGCCGUAGCCGUGCCUUCCGCGGUAAAUAUCUGUAUGGCUCGGUGACUAUCGCAGUUAUUCCCGCUGCAGCCCUGAUCAUUGUGUCGUACAGCCUGCCCAGACACUCCAGUGCAUACUAUAUCACGAUGAUUGAAAUGUGCAGCUUGAGCCAUCUCCUGCGCGGCCUGGUCCAGGGGGUACUGUGGCUGACAUGGGUCAUCCAUGGAUGUAUCCUGUUCCGGCUGCGGAACAUCACGGCGUCGUUCAAUGAAAACCGUGAAAUGGCUGUCUCGGUCAUCAGCGUCUUUAUCUUGCUGACAUACAAUACCGUCAUCCUCUAUGCGUACCCGCUAUACCCAACCAUGACGAGGACUCGUCUGUCCGAGACGCUGCUGAACCACCUGCUUGGCACUGCGCUGUGGUGGUAUAUUAUGUACUGCCCCGUGCUCAUGUGCGCGUUCCGCCGUGAGCAGUACCUCAACGAAUGGAAGAGCAAGCUGGUACGUGAUGGACUCCAGAAGCAGUACCAGAUGACUCGCACUGAUCCGUUUGCCGACUCCGAGAUCCAACCCGACUGCCACCCCACGAAGAUUGUGACUAUCCCCCGUGCUAUGGCAGCUGGCCUGAACAACUACGACCCACGCAUGUCCUUCUCGCGCCAUAGUGUUCAGGAGCAGAGCCGGGUCAUGGGAAACAGCCUGGACCAGCAGUGGUACACAGCCGAAGACAACCAGCAGUGUGAGAGCAUCACCAGCGACAACUGCCAUGUUGACGAUGACCGCUCAAAUGUUGUGCUCUUCUCACCACAGCGUUCUCAUACUCAGCAGCUCAACCACCUUGAACACAUGAGCUCGACUACCACCGUCAAUGAGAAUAUUGGGGAUCUGUCCCAAUAUAACUUCCCUAUCCCGGGUAACAAAAACAGCUAAUGUUCCUUCCUUGUUUCCCUUCAUAUACAUCUGUGACCCCUAUAAUAUAUUCGUU
Linderina pennispora is the source of this 1475-nucleotide messenger RNA. RefSeq lists its product as uncharacterized. Bases 122 to 1420 code for a protein of 432 amino acids. The transcript has a single exon. Gene Ontology annotation, molecular function: G protein-coupled receptor activity. Gene Ontology annotation, biological process: G protein-coupled receptor signaling pathway. The record is from RefSeq and is a predicted model, not a curated record. Gene Ontology annotation, cellular component: membrane. NCBI's taxonomy places the organism in Eukaryota, Fungi, Kickxellomycota, Kickxellomycetes, Kickxellales, Kickxellaceae.